Molecule: messenger RNA, 6606 nt
Organism: Rattus norvegicus (Norway rat)
Lineage: Eukaryota; Metazoa; Chordata; Mammalia; Rodentia; Muridae
Gene: Dtna
Product: dystrobrevin, alpha
Cellular component (GO): cytoplasm; plasma membrane; synapse
Molecular function (GO): zinc ion binding
Source: RefSeq, a predicted model, not a curated record
UUGGUGAGUUUACCAAAGGCAUCUGCCAGUGGGACUUGAGUGGAAUGUGAAACCAAAUCGUUUUCAAGUUAAAGAUAGACACUGUGGACGCCAGAAACUGGAAGCCGGGUUUUUAAACUCCUGUCUCUCUCUAGAAUUUCAGAGUUGGUUAUGAUCUCAGGGGUAAUUAGCAAUUUGGCUAAAUCUGUUCUCCCAGGAACUUGCUAGCAAUCACUGUGUGCUCUAGAUGAACGGGCACUAAAAGGGUUGAAGAGGGGAUGCUGUACCUGAUCCAGGAUAAAUAGGAUUUACAAGCCCCAGGAAGCACUUGAGAAGUCUUCAAAUGCCACAGCCAACUGCUAUUUCAAAGAAAACAAAAUAGAUGGUUCUAGAAAGUCCAUGCUGUUUCUUCACUGAAUUUUAGAAUGAUUGAAGAUAGUGGGAAAAGAGGAAACACCAUGGCAGAGAGAAGACAGCUGUUUGCAGAGAUGAGGGCUCAAGAUCUGGAUCGCAUCCGCCUUUCCACCUACAGAACAGCAUGCAAGCUGAGAUUCGUACAGAAGAAAUGCAACUUGCACCUGGUGGACAUUUGGAACGUCAUCGAAGCGCUGCGGGAAAACGCUUUGAACAACCUGGACCCAAACAUAGAGCUCAACGUGGCCCGCCUGGAGGCCGUGCUCUCCACUAUGUUCUACCAGCUCAACAAGAGGAUGCCAAGCACUCAUCAAAUCCACGUGGAGCAGUCCAUCAGCCUCCUGCUGAACUUCCUGCUCGCAGCCUUUGACCCGGAGGGCCAUGGUAAAAUCUCAGUAUUUGCUGUCAAGAUGGCUUUGGCUACAUUGUGUGGAGGGAAGAUCAUGGACAAGUUAAGAUAUAUUUUCUCAAUGAUCUCUGACUCCAGUGGAGUGAUGGUUUAUGGAAGAUAUGACCAGUUCCUUAGGGAGGUUCUCAAACUACCCACAGCAGUUUUUGAAGGUCCUUCGUUUGGUUACACAGAACAGUCAGCCAGAUCCUGCUUCUCCCAACAGAAAAAGGUCACCUUAAAUGGCUUCUUGGACACGCUCAUGUCAGACCCUCCUCCACAGUGUCUGGUAUGGCUGCCUCUUCUGCAUCGACUGGCAAAUGUAGAAAAUGUCUUCCAUCCGGUUGAGUGUUCCUACUGUCACAGUGAGAGCAUGAUGGGAUUCCGAUACCGAUGCCAGCAGUGUCACAACUACCAGCUCUGCCAGGACUGCUUCUGGAGGGGCCAUGCAGGGGGUUCUCAUAGCAACCAGCACCAAAUGAAGGAGUAUACAUCAUGGAAAUCGCCUGCUAAGAAGCUAACGAAUGCUUUGAGCAAGUCCCUGAGCUGUGCUUCGAGCCGUGAGCCUUUGCACCCCAUGUUCCCAGACCAGCCUGAAAAGCCACUCAACUUGGCUCAUAUUGUGCCUCCAAGACCUGUUACCAGCAUGAACGACACACUCUUCUCCCACUCUGUUCCCUCCUCAGGAAGUCCUUUCAUCACCAGGAGCUCUCCUCCCAAGGACAGUGAAGUAGAACAGAACAAAAUCCUGGCUAGGGCUGCUCCAGCCUUUCUGAAGGGUAAAGGGAUACAUUACAGCUUGAACGUGGCAGACAGGCUAGCUGACGAACAUGUUCUCAUUGGGUUGUAUGUCAACAUGCUCCGGAACAACCCGUCAUGUAUGCUUGAGAGUUCAAACCGGCUUGAUGAAGAACACAGGCUGAUCGCCAGGUACGCCGCGCGACUGGCGGCAGAAUCCUCCUCAUCCCAGCCCACGCAGCAGAGGAGCGCCCCUGACGUCUCCUUCACCAUCGAUGCAAAUAAACAGCAAAGGCAGCUGAUCGCAGAGCUAGAGAACAAGAACAGAGAAAUCUUACAAGAGAUCCAGAGACUUCGGGUAGAGCAUGAGCAAGCUUCUCAGCCCACACCCGAGAAGGCUCAGCAGAACCCGACCUUGCUGGCAGAACUCCGGCUCCUCAGACAGCGCAAGGACGAGCUAGAACAGAGGAUGUCUGCUCUCCAGGAGAGCCGGAGAGAGCUGAUGGUCCAGUUGGAAGGUCUCAUGAAGCUCUUGAAGGAAGAAGAAUUGAAGCAGGGAACCCAGGGGGCAGGCUCUCCACGCUCUUCCCCCAGCCACACCAUCAGCAGGCCGAUCCCCAUGCCCAUCCGGUCGACGUCUGCCUGUUCCACACCAGCGUACACCCCACAGGACUCCCUCACUGGGGUAGGGGGAGAUGUGCAAGAGGCCUUUGCACAAAGCUCAAGAAGGAAUCUAAGGAAUGACCUGCUGGUAGCUGCAGAUUCCAUCACCAAUACCAUGUCCUCUCUGGUGAAGGAGCUGAAUUCAGAGGUGGCGAGUGAAACAGAAAGUACGGUGGAUUCUGAAUUUUCGAGAACUCAGUUUGAGGAUCUGGUUCCAUCACCGACCUCUGAGAAGUCUUUUCUAGCCCAAAUCCACGCCCGAAAACCCGGGUACAUUCACGGUGGAGCUACAAGUACCAUGCAUGGUGACAUGGUCCCGGAAGACGGAGAUCCUUACCCGCAACCGGAGGAUGGCAACUACGAGAACGAGUCUGUGCGGCAGCUGGAGAACGAGCUGCAGAUGGAGGAGUACCUGAAGCAGAAGCUGCAGGAUGAGGCCUACCAGGUCAGCUUGCAAGGUUGAAUGCAAUAUCCUUUUCUCACUCUCCUCUCAAGCAAGCUAUAGACAGAUGAGGAAAGUGGUGGAGAGAGCUGCGCCCACCCGACAGAGAGGAGGAAGACUGCAUUGUGGAAGCAGCCUAAGCCCUCGCUCGCUCGCUCGCUCGGAGAGAGGAGCCGCCACACCCAGCAGCUCCGACAACCCCUCCCCUAAAGAUUUGUUCCGAUGCCUGUAGUGCAGCUAGCUAUUUUUCUGUUCUAAAAUUUGUAGUUCCUAGGUUUGUGUUUUAGAAGGGGGUGGGGCCUGAGACUUCUGUUCUUAGAUAACUUAUCAACUCCAUCUUCCAACCAUGGCUCACCCCUGGUUCAGAGCAAACACCCACAGGCUUGAGGGAGAGCCUGCUGCUGUUAUACAGAACAGUAGUACUGAUGAGCAUUUUAAACCUUUGCACACAAUACUGAACCUAUUCAGUUUACAACGACAAUAUUAAUACUGUUUGUAGCUAGAAUUUCCAUUUCUGGAUUCUUAGAGAUUUUAGCCAAGACGGUUUUAUUAUCUACUAUACAUUUUCCCCCACAGCAACUGGGAGAGGGCUGGAGGGGGGGAGACAACAAUCUACAAUAAAAUAUGGUUUCUGAGUGUCCAAACUCAGAACCCAGGAGCCAAGAAGGGUCCUUGGCCUGCCCAUGUCCCCAAGUCCCUCUGAGAAAUGACUUCAACCUACCAACAGGAAUAAUGGGUUCGUGAAGCUUAUUUCCAACUCGGAUUGUUUCCCUUCAACAUAGUCUAACAAAUCAGCCAUAGAAUUUAGUGUAAAUACUUUUUCCAAAUAGAUAUCAUAUUCAAAAAAAAUGAAAGAGAGACAACAUUCAAAUGAUAUAGAAUCUAGUUUUUAAAAUCAGCACAGAUCUUCUUUAAAAACUGUGAACUAUGUUUUGGAAUACUCGUUACUAAAGCUGUUUAUAAACCACAGGUGCCAUAAGAUUCCCCCCUUCGGACUACAGUUACCUGCACUCCUCCAGGUCUUGCUCUCCACAUUGUAUCCUUAGGAAGCAUGUCUUACACAGCACUGCUCAUUGACAAGUUCCCUCAUCGGUAGUCCCGAGGCCUUCAGCUUUAAAUGUAUGGGCUUAAAGUGCGCUUGCUCCACUCUUCUUUCUGAAUGUCGAUUGCCUUACCUGGCCACCUGGUGUUCUGCAUGCGGGGGUGGUGGUGUGGGCAUGUGAAGGAGACAGACAAGCUCUUCAAAGUGGUAUUGGGAUUUCACACUCAGUUAGAAAAUGGCGUAUAAAGGAACUGUCAAAGGCAAGAGGAUAAGAGCCUAUGGAUGGCCCCCUUCUCGAGGCCCCUCGUCAGAGAGACCUCAGAGGAGCCUCCCUUAGCAAUUCUGGGGAAAAUGGAAAAGUAAUUGGUUGUUCCAAGAUCUGAUGUAUAAGGAAAAGAAAACGCCAGUCUAGCUGCUGGCUGUCUUAAAACUAGAAGCCUCUCUGGAAUUCCUGUUUGUGUUUGUUUUUGUUUUUGAUUUUUUUCUUCUAAAAGAAAGAAGGGAAUCACUUCAGAACAAUGAUUUGCUCAGAACGUGUCUGACAGACCAGCAAUGUUAAUAUCACCCCAAAGUCUUACCAAUGUGAAGAUCCAACCCAGACCUGUAGAAUCAGAAACUCUGGGGUCUGAACCUGGUGAUCGAUGUUUUAAUUGCCCCCACCAACAGUUCUGAUGUGUGCUAUAAAGUGGAAAUCAUUGUUCUAGAAUAGACUGGUAUAACCAAGAGUGAAAAAGGCCUUAUCCAGGGCUAGGGUGUUACUCAAUUGGCCAACUGCUUGCCUACCAUACCAAAGCCCUGGGUUCGAACUUCCAGAGCUGUGUAAACCUGGCAUGUUGAUGCGUGCCUAUUAUCCCAGCACUCAGGAGAUGGAGGCAGGAAGAUUGGGAGUUCAAGAUCCUCCUCAGCUACAUAGUGAAUUUGAGGCCAGCCUGGGAUGUAUGACACCCUGUCUUGAAGAAGCAGGGUGGGGGGAAGGUGGUAUUCAGAAUUAAUAAGAAAUGUUCUGAGCGGACCUCAGAUUUAAUUUUUCUUACCAGGCUGGCAAAAGCCUUCUCCCACCCCCCCACACCCCUGGUCUAUAAUUGAGUGGCUAAGAACUCGCUUUCUGACCCCACUGUGUGCAGAGGGAUCUUCGUGUUCUUGCCUCUGCGUUUGGUCAGAAACUCUCCCCAUGGCUGCCCUUUAAACAAAAGCAUUUGCUUCGAGGAUAGCCAAGGGCAUGAUCGGCAUCAGCAGAGGACCCCAUGCUGUCCCUGGGUGUUCUUAGUCUAUUUUUUUUUUCCAGAAAACUCUCCUGGCAAACUUCCCUGAGGCUAGCACCAAAGUCGUACAACUGCACAGUUCUCUGGUUUCUUUGCACAGGUGGAUUUUGUUGUGGGUUCUGUUGGUGUCUUUAACGUUCAUCUCUCUCCCCCUGCCCAUCAUCCUCUGUGAAAUCACACCUCUCUAGAUGGUGCAGGUGGCCAUUGGUGCCUCAUACUCAGUACUAAAAAACCACUACAUCCCCCGGUACCUGCAUUUCUGUCAGCUCAAGUCAGAGUCACGUAGCACUUACAUUAGAACUCAGACCCUGCUGGUGGCCCUCAGUCGCUGGCUGGACUGAACUGACCCCAUGUUGUCUCUUGGGUUUUCUACAUUACAGUGUGUGUCUAAGGUUGAAACCAUCCUGCUACAAACCUUCCCUCACAUCGCAGUUUCCAUUACCAAACAGCUCCGUCCCCUGGGACUGACUCCAUCACACAAAGCCAUUACAAGAACUCUCUCGAAACCUCCCCCCAACCCCCGUCAGUGAGCAAUCUCUCACUAACCGGCCACCUUUUCUUUCUCUUAGCGCCACGUCAGCACUGAGACCAGACUCAAGCACCCCUGUCCUGUAACCGAGACAAAAUGGCGUGUGUUGUUUUGGGGUUUUGUGAUUGUCGGUGGAUUUCUUUCCUUGGCUCUCCAAAUUUACUUUUGGGGCCUGUUCUAAAUGCAAACCCAGCAGGUUUCAUCCGUCCUGUCCAUUCUAUUCAACUAUAUCUCGCAGGGGUUGUUCUUUCUCAUUCCACAACGAAUUGCACAUCAGAACUGAUGGCCUAAGAAUGAACACUGGUCUAACAGAGCCAAACCUCCCCACAGCAUUGUGGUCAAGGAGGUGGGUGAAGUCUACUGUAUAGGAUUCAGGAACUGGUUGUGGUUUGUCAGGAUGGAGGUUGGGGUAAGUUUGAUUGGUCCAAGGGAGACGUGUCGGAGACUAUGAAGAUGGAUUAUUGGAUGGUCUAUAAUAAGGCAGGGAAGGUUCAUUUGUAAGUAGUAAUAUGAACUGAAUUGCAUUAAGAUUGUGGCCUUUGUGUGAUAUAUACUAUGUAUUUUCUUAUAUGCAUGAGCCAAACUGUUGUGAUAUAAUUUAGCACUGAUGUCUGCUCUUAUUUUGACCAUCUUCGUCCACUGUUAUUAGUUCUUGGCCGUUAAGUGUAGAUAGAUAUUGUAAAUAUGGCAGCCUUGGUUGCUAUGCUCACAUUGGUUCAAUUCCACGCAAGGAGACACAAGCAAAGAACUCCACUGUGUCCUCAGAAAACAGGGCAUUUUUCCCUUUGAACCAAAAAGAAAGAAAAAAAAGUCAGAAGCAUUCAUUACAUCUUGAGGCUAAUUAACAUAAGACAUUUUAAAUUGUGACUACUGUAAUUUGACCCCAUAACCAAUUCAGGAACACUAAAGAGUUCACUAUAUCCAUGGUUAUUGUAACAAAACUACUAUAGUCUGUUGUUUUGUUUUGUUGAUAUUGCUGUUAAGUAUUGGGAUGUGUGUGUGUGUGUGUGUGUGUGUGUGUGUGUGUGUGUGUGUGUGUUGGAACCUCCUGGGGACAUGUUAUAUUUUGAAGUGAUUAAACUAUUUAAUUGUGUGUCUAUAUUUUGGAAUGGAAUUAUUUCUUCAUUAAAAAUGUUUUUUAAAACACUA